Messenger RNA from Panicum hallii, 1187 nucleotides. RefSeq names its product ER membrane protein complex subunit 3. Bases 195 to 950 code for a protein of 251 amino acids. The transcript is spliced from 8 exons. Gene Ontology annotation, cellular component: EMC complex; membrane. Gene Ontology annotation, biological process: protein folding in endoplasmic reticulum. The record is from RefSeq and is a predicted model, not a curated record. NCBI's taxonomy places the organism in Eukaryota, Viridiplantae, Streptophyta, Magnoliopsida, Poales, Poaceae.
GGAACGAAGAGGGGAAGAGACUCGUCGUCCUCGUCUAGUAAAUAAGUCUUCUUUCUCCGUCCGCCAAGGCCCACCGAUCCGCACCCGCACCCAACCCAACCCGGCGAGCUCGCUUCGCUAGUCGCUACCGUCCGCUCCUCUCAGCCCGACGCCGCCGGCCGCCGCGCAGCUAGCGCCGACCCCUCCCAGCGGCGAUGGCGGAGGAGCUGGUUCUCGACACGGCGAUUCGGGACUGGGUCCUGAUCCCGCUCUCCGUCGUCAUGGUCCUCAUCGGCGUGCUCCGCUACUUCGUCUCCAAGCUCAUGCGGUCGCCGGCGGCCUCCCCGUCCCCCGAUCCCAAGCUCGUCAGGGAAGGGCAGGUCGUCAUCAGGGCGAGGAACCUGAGGACCAACUCGCAGUUUAUACCGGCCAAGGCCUUCAAGGCACGCAAGGUUUAUUACACCAACGAGGAAAAUGGAUUACUUCAUGUUCCGAAGGAAGAUGCUCAGAAAGCUCAGGCAGCCAUGUUUUCAGAUCCUAACAUGGCCAUGGACAUGAUGAAGAAAAACCUGUCCAUGAUAGUUCCUCAGACACUUACAUUUGCAUGGGUGAACUUCUUCUUUUCAGGUUUCGUUGCAGCGAAAAUCCCCUUUCCACUGACUCAACGAUUCAGGGGAAUGUUGCAAAAUGGGAUUGACCUGAGUACUGUUGACGUGAGCUAUGUUAGCAGCCGUUCAUGGUACUUCCUAAAUUUAUUCGGCUUGAGAGGCCUCUUCAGCCUGAUCCUUGGCGAAGAAAAUGCAACUGAUGAUGCCCAAAAGAUGAUGCAAAUGGGUGGUGGAUUUGGAUUUAACCCAACAAUGAGUUUGGGUGCGGAGAAGGACAGCUUGGAUAUCAUCCAGCAUGACUGGGCUCUACCAAAGAUGGAGCGGCACGCUGAGGAUGUGUUGAAGAAGCUGGUGAAGAAAUGAUGCGAACAUCUAGGCUUCUACGAAGCAUCACCGCAUCUUGCAAUUUUAGUUGUAGCCUGUUGGUUGACCCCAAAGUUUACGUAUUUCUAAUUGUAUUAUUUAUGAUCAUGGCUGGCUACGAUACCCUCAGAGACUGGAGACCUAGGUUCACGAGAACAUCGGUGUUUUGGUACCUUAGUAGAAAAGAUGUAACUUUAUAACUCGUUUCUUCGUACUGUAUGAACGGUGUUUGAGCAA